Messenger RNA from Cucurbita moschata (crookneck pumpkin), 1874 nucleotides. Its product is annotated as shaggy-related protein kinase alpha-like. The record is from RefSeq and is a predicted model, not a curated record. Gene Ontology annotation, molecular function: protein serine/threonine kinase activity; ATP binding. Bases 322 to 1551 code for a protein of 409 amino acids. Gene Ontology annotation, biological process: signal transduction; protein phosphorylation. NCBI's taxonomy places the organism in Eukaryota, Viridiplantae, Streptophyta, Magnoliopsida, Cucurbitales, Cucurbitaceae. Gene Ontology annotation, cellular component: cytoplasm. The transcript is spliced from 13 exons.
AUUCAGCUCUGUCGUUUCGUUGACUGUCAAACAAGCCUAAAAAGCCAAACCCAACACCAUUAUCCACCCAACUCACAAUCACAUUUAAUUUAACAAAUCCCUUCUUAAACCAUUUCUCUCUCCAUCCCCCCCCUUUAAUUACAAAACCCCCAUUUCUAUACCCAAAUUUCACAAGAUUCCACCGUCUUCUUCGUUUCUAAGAACACCCACUUCCACAAAUCCUCUUGUUUCGAGUUCAUCGGUUACUUUUUUAGAUAAGCAAUUAGAUUCGGAGUUACGACGUGACGUUGUAAGGAUAUUGCUGCAUAUAUAUUGUAGCGAAUGGCAUCCGUAAGCGUCGUUCCGGCUCCUGUGAUAAGAGACCGUGGUGGAAGUACAAUUGGUGUUGACAGGUUGCCUGAUGAGAUGAAUGAUAUGAAGCUUAGGGAUGAUAAGGAAAUCGAAGCGACUGUUGUUGAUGGAAACGGUACUGAAACAGGGCAUAUAAUUGUAACGACCAUUGGUGGAAAGAAUGGCCAACCGAAACAGACUAUCAGUUACAUGGCUGAGCGUGCGGUAGGACAUGGUUCUUUUGGAGUUGUAUUUCAGGCAAAAUGUUUAGAAACGGGUGAAACGGUUGCGAUUAAGAAGGUUCUUCAGGACAAGAGGUACAAGAAUAGGGAACUGCAGACCAUGCGUCUUCUAGACCAUCCAAAUGUUGUGUCCUUGAAGCACUGUUUCUUCUCGACGACUGAGAAGGACGAGCUUUAUCUCAAUCUUGUUCUUGAGUAUGUUCCAGAGACCGUUCAUCGAGUGAUCAAACAUUAUAACAAGAUGAAUCAAAGGAUGCCGUUGAUAUACGUGAAACUCUAUUUUUAUCAGAUUUGCAGAUCUCUUUCGUACAUUCAUAAUAGUAUUGGAGUAUGCCACAGAGACAUAAAACCUCAAAACUUACUGGUUAAUCCACACACCCACCAACUCAAACUCUGCGACUUCGGCAGUGCGAAAGUCUUGGUUAGAGGCGAACCGAAUAUAGCCUACAUCUGUUCUAGGUACUAUCGAGCACCUGAACUUAUAUUUGGUGCGACCGAGUACACCACAGCCAUCGACAUCUGGUCAGCUGGUUGUGUUCUAGCUGAACUACUUCUCGGACAGCCGCUAUUUCCUGGUGAAAGCGGAGUCGAUCAGCUCGUUGAAAUAAUCAAGGUUCUGGGAACCCCAACCAGAGAGGAAAUUAAGUGUAUGAACCCUAAUUACACUGAAUUCAAGUUUCCCCAAAUCAAAGCUCAUCCAUGGCACAAGAUAUUCCAUAAGAGAAUGCCUCCAGAAGCCGUGGAUCUCGUUUCGAGACUACUUCAGUACUCUCCGAACCUUCGAAGCACAGCGUUGGAGGCUUUGAUUCAUCCAUUCUUCGAUGAACUCCGUGACCCGAACACCCGUCUACCAAACGGACGUUUCCUUCCGCCGUUGUUCAACUUCAAGGCUCAUGAAUUGAAGGGAGUACCGCCCGAGAUGCUCGUGAGGCUUAUUCCCGAACACGCAAGGAAACACUGCAAUUUUCUCGGGUUGUAAUGCAGAGACACAUAAAAGCCUGUAGAAAGUAGUAGCUAGCAUUAAAUUACAAAGGGAAGCCCCUAUUAUUCGUUACUCGAGCCCAUGCCCCUAUUAUUUUUUCAUAUCGGUAGUCACCCUCGUCAUUGUCGUCGUCGUUUUCCCCUGUAGAAAUCAGGUUGAGAGAAGGUUCUGCUUGGUAUGUUCUUAAUACCAUGAUGGAUAACACAACAGCCCUUGAUCUGUAGUUGACAAACAGAUUGUAAUUCCUUGUUGAUUAUGAACAUAACCUUAGAAUAUGCUAAAGCAAUUUUGGCACCGAUCAAUCACCAUUUUGCAGCAAA